Haemonchus placei is the source of this 741-nucleotide messenger RNA. The record is from the annotation of a GenBank genome assembly. NCBI's taxonomy places the organism in Eukaryota, Metazoa, Nematoda, Chromadorea, Rhabditida, Trichostrongylidae.
AUGCUGAACUGUUCUGUUGUUCUAUUGACCGAGUCUAUCGCUCUACUGCUUAGAAACAGCUACGAACAAACACCAAAAAGCUUUGGUGUCAAGCUGGGUACCUACGACUACAGAGACGAUGACGAAGACGGUGAACAGUUGAGAGAUGUGGUUGAAAUCCAUGUGCACCCUCAGUUCGGAAAACCUCAUCCAUUCUCUUACGAUAUCAGCCUCUUGAGGCUAUCAUCACCUGUCAACUUCACCGAUCAUAUCCAACCAGUCUGUGUAUCAAAGGCGAUGAUGACUAUGAACGAUAAUCAGACUGGUUAUGUCACUGGCUGGGGAGUAACCAGUGAAGGUGGUACGGCAUCAACUAAGCUUCGACAAGUCAUUGUACCGUUUCUGAGCCCGAAAGAAUGUGAAGCAGAAUACAAAGGUGAAAUCGAUGAGACCAUGACUUGUGCUGGUCGGAAAGGGAUCGAUAGCUGUCAGGGUGAUUCCGGUGGUCCUCUCGUGGUAAAGCACAAAGACUCAAAGCGGUGGUACCAAGCAGGAAUCGUCAGUUGGGGACAUGGAUGCGGUGAAGCCAAGCACGCUGGUACUGAAAAUUACGGCUCCCCUUUAAAAAUUCCGGCGUCACGUUUCAAUGUUUACACUUCUGACCUCGAAAGAGAGGAAAGAAAGAGCGAUCUCAGAGCUCCAGAGUUAGGAGAAGUUCAAGAUUCGUAUGCUCAGCUGGAAUACGCAGUGCUUAUAAGUUGA